Dioscorea cayenensis subsp. rotundata (Guinea yam) is the source of this 1513-nucleotide messenger RNA. RefSeq names its product flagellar radial spoke protein 5. Lineage: Eukaryota; Viridiplantae; Streptophyta; Magnoliopsida; Dioscoreales; Dioscoreaceae. The record is from RefSeq and is a predicted model, not a curated record.
GCAUUUCGUGAUCAACGGGCGCGGGAGCGCGAAAAACCUUAUCUUGCGAUUUCCUUCUCCGUUCUCUGCUGCUUUGUGAACAAAAACACAAGAGAAGGGUUGAAAAAUGUCUUUGUAUUCCGUCCACCCCCGUCUUCCUUGCGGGAGCUCCGGCUUGAGAUCGGAUCAAUGGAGGAGCGACCACCGAAGGAAGCCCAUCAUGUGCGUGCGCACGGUGGAGAAGAGUGCACGAGUGGCGACAGUGAGCAACGGUGAUGAUUCGCUCGUCAUUUGCCGCGUUCUCAAUGGGAUGUGGCAAACAAGCGGCGGAUGGGGUCGCAUCGACCGAGAUGACGCCGUUGAGGCCAUGCUCCGCCAUGCCGAUGGGGGCCUCACCACCUUCGACAUGGCCGAUCAUUAUGGGCCUGCUGAGGAUUUGUAUGGCAUCUUCAUCAAUAGAGUUCGUCGGGAACGACCUCCAGAGCUUCUUGAAGAGAUUAAGGGUCUCACAAAGUGGGUGCCACCUCCUGUCAAGAUGACAAGUGGUUUUGUGCGUGAGAAUAUCAAUAUUUCGAGGAAGAGAAUGGAUGUUGCUGCCUUGGAUAUGCUUCAAUUUCAUUGGUGGGAUUACAACAAUUCUGGAUACCUCGAUGCCUUGAAACACUUGACAGAUAUGAAAGAAGAAGGUAAAAUAAAGACAGUGGCUUUAACUAAUUUUGAUACUGAAAGGUUGCAUACUAUCCUGGAAAAUGGGAUUCCAGUAGUUAGCAAUCAGGUCCAGCACUCAAUAGUAGACAUGCGUCCACAGCAAAGAAUGGCAGAACUCUGUCAACUUACUGGAGUGAAACUUAUAACAUAUGGAACUCUAAUGGGGGGUUUACUGUCUGAAAAAUUUUUAGAUGCCAAUAUAACGAUUCCCUUUGCUGGCCCGCCUUUAAAUACCCCAUCUCUGCAGAAGUAUAAGAGGAUGGUUGAUGCUUGGGGAGGUUGGAAUUUGUUCCAAGUUCUACUCCAAAUCUUGAACAAGAUAGCAUCAAAACAUGGGGUCUCCAUUCCAACAGUAGCUGUCAGAUACAUACUGGAUCAGCCAUCGGUUGCGGGAUCCAUGGUUGGUGUAAGACUGGGCUUGUCGGAACAUAUUCAAGAUACAAAUGCUGUGUUUUCACUUACUUUAGAUGAAGAGGAUGUAGACAACAUAGAUGAGGUAAGAAAGAAGGGGAGAAAUUUGAUGGAAUUGAUCGGUGACUGCGGUGAUGAGUACAGACGGGCAUGAUUUCCAUAAUUUAUCUCGUGGAGUUGAAGAUGUUAUAACGCUAUGCCUAGACAUGUAUUGGUCCCUGAACAGUCAAUCGACUUCUUAUAAGUGUCUUCAACUGUAUGAUGAUUACAAAUGUUGAGUAUGUCCUGUCUGCUGUUCUACCUUCUUUUUCCUAUCAAACAAUUCAGUCAGUGUGAUAGAUAGACUACUCUGUACCAUACAAUUAGUAAUCAGAACUUGAAAUUCCAAUUCUUUCUACAAAGAAUCAUUUGUAUA